UCUUCAAACAAAUUCAAUUCUCUCUUCACAAAAUUCUCUAUACUCACAUACAAAAGUUCAAAUUUUACACUUAAAAAACCAAAACUCCAACACCCUUUUCACAAGAAAGCAAAACAUCUCUAUUUCAUUUCAGCCAUUUGUCGCUCCGAUUCGUUUGGAAAAAAACACCACUUUCACAGUCAUUUGUCGCUCUGAUUCGUUUUGGAAAAAACACCAUUUUUCACAAGAAAGCAAAAAUGUUUACCAUCUCAGAACGAAAUUUCUUUUCGCGAAGAUGUGUUUGGGUAAAUGGACCUGUUAUUGUAGGUGCAGGUCCAUCGGGAUUAGCUGUAGGCGCUUGUUUAAGAGAACAAGGUGUUCCUUUUGUAAUUCUUGAAAGAGCUGAUUGUAUUGCAUCUUUAUGGCAAAAAAGAACUUAUGAUCGUUUAAAACUUCACCUUCCAAAAAAAUUCUGUCAACUUCCCAAAUUUCCAUUUCCAAAUCACUAUCCUGAGUACCCAACAAAGAGACAAUUCAUUGAUUAUCUUGAAUCUUAUGCCAACCAUUUUGACAUUAAACCACAGUUUAAUGAAACAGUUGAAUCAGCUAAAUAUGAUGAAGCUUGUAAAGUUUGGAGGAUUAAGACUGUUUCUCCUAUUGGCUGUGAAGUUGAGUAUAUUUGUCAGUGGCUUGUUGUGGCUACCGGUGAAAAUGCUGAAAGAGUAGUGCCUGAUAUUGAAGGAUUGAAACAUUUUGGAGGUGAAGUAAUUCAUGCUUGUGAUUAUAAAUCAGGAGAGAAAUAUCAAGGGAAGAAAGUUGUUGUUAUUGGAUGUGGCAAUUCUGGCAUGGAAGUUUCUCUUGAUCUUUCUAAUCAUAAUGCUCAACCAUCUAUGGUGUGCCGUAGCUCGGUUCAUGUUUUGCCAAGAGAAAUCUUUGGGAAAUCAACAUUUGAGUUGGCUAUGUUUAUGAUGAGUUGGUUGCCACUUUGGCUAGUUGAUAAAAUUCUACUUAUUAUUGCAUGGUUUAUAUUGGGAAAUAUUGAGAAUUAUGGACUAAAAAGGCCAUCAAUUGGUCCACUUACACUCAAGAACACACAAGGAAAAACACCUGUUUUGGACAUUGGUGCCUUGGAAAAAAUUAGAUCUGGAAAAAUUAAGGUUAUCCCAGGAAUCAAGAGGUUUUCAUGUGGCACUAUUGAACUUGUCAAUGGUGAAAAAUUAGAAGUUGAUUCUGUUGUUUUGGCUACUGGUUAUUGCAGCAAUGUCCCUUUUUGGCUACAGGAAAGUGAAUUUUUUUCCAAGAAUGGAUUCCCAAAGGCACAAAAUAACUGGAAAGGAAAAUCUGGGCUAUAUGCAGUUGGAUUUACAAGGAAAGGGCUAGCUGGUGCUUCUGCUGAUGCUACAAAAAUAGCACAAGAUAUUGCCAAAGUUUACAAAGAUGACCUUAAACAAAAGAAGCAAAAAGUUUCUACACAUAGAAGAUGCAUCUCAACUUUUUAAUUCAUCUCCAGAGCAUAUACAAGUUCAGAAAUUCCAUUCUUCUUCUUUUUUUUAACAGGGGUCAUGUAUAAAAUAAAUGUGUAAAAAAUAUAUAUAGAGAAUAUACAAAAGGAAAACAGCAGAAGAUAGCUAUAUACAGAGAUAAGCCCUCUCCAAAAAUUAGCUCAAGUUUUUGCUAACAGUUUGGGCGUUUUACCUUGAGGAUGAAGAGGCAUUUCUCUAUUCUUUUUUUUUUUCCAAGAUUUUUUUUAAAACAUUGGUUUUGUUUGUAUUGACUUCCCAUACAAAUUUGUACAAUUAUUAUUGUUUAUUUAAUAAAAUGACAAAGAUAGUCCUU
Nicotiana tabacum (common tobacco) is the source of this 1815-nucleotide messenger RNA. RefSeq names its product putative indole-3-pyruvate monooxygenase YUCCA9. NCBI's taxonomy places the organism in Eukaryota, Viridiplantae, Streptophyta, Magnoliopsida, Solanales, Solanaceae. Gene Ontology annotation, molecular function: N,N-dimethylaniline monooxygenase activity; NADP binding; flavin adenine dinucleotide binding. The record is from RefSeq and is a predicted model, not a curated record. Gene Ontology annotation, biological process: auxin biosynthetic process.